Batrachochytrium dendrobatidis JAM81 is the source of this 765-nucleotide messenger RNA. RefSeq lists its product as uncharacterized. NCBI's taxonomy places the organism in Eukaryota, Fungi, Chytridiomycota, Chytridiomycetes, Rhizophydiales. The transcript has 2 exons. The coding region runs from base 1 to 765 and encodes 254 amino acids. The record is from RefSeq and is a predicted model, not a curated record.
AUGAAACUCGCAGUUGCUGUAUUGUCAUCAAUCCUGCUUGCAUGCUCGGUUACUAUUGCCAAUCCAAUUGAUCCCAGUGCAACUACAAGUACUGAGGCUAUCACCUCGCCAACUCCUAAUCCAAACGGUAUAGGCAUAAGUGGUCUUGAUCCACUUUCAGAUAGCGUCAAAGAUUUACUCGACAAGUACAUAGAGCUAGAGGAUGAUCGUAAUGAGCAAGGAAAAAAAUGCAAGUUGUUACAAUCUGAAUAUGACAAUCAACAGAAACUGAUAGCGGACUUGGAAACAAAGAUUUAUGUUUUGCUUGAUCUUGAAGCCCAAAAAUCCAAACUUGCCGAUUUUGGAAAAAGUCGUCAAGACUGCGAGUUCAAGUGUAGUGGUUUUGUAGCCGGAAAGAGUAUGAUUGAAAUAGGACUCGUGAAUCUCAUUUUCGGAGAAUCUUGGAAUCCUAGAUCAUUUGAACAGCAGUUUGUUUUCAUCGCCACACAUUCUUCCGUUAUGAGUUACCUUGGCGAAUUAGGUAGUAAAGGACAAUCAUCAGGACGCAGUAAUAAUCUUGGUCAGAAUCAUGGUGAUCAGCAACAACAUCAAAAUCAUGAUGAUCAACAACAACGUCAAGAUUCGCAACCAUUAUUGGAUACACCAUCCGAAUCUGGAUCCUCUGUACAAAGAGUUUCCUCCAAUAGACGAAAAGAUUCCUCCAAGUCUAUGGGUAGAUUUGGAUCAUUCUUUCAGAAAUCCAGACGUGACGAUCCAUCCAAUUGA